This is a messenger RNA of Cylindrotheca closterium, 918 nucleotides long. The record is from the annotation of a GenBank genome assembly. Lineage: Eukaryota; Bacillariophyta; Bacillariophyceae; Bacillariales; Bacillariaceae.
AUGACUAAUGCCGGGUCAAUUUUCGCACUAGACUCUGAUAGCGAGGAAGAUGAUAACCUUCAUCACAACAUUGGUUUGAACAAACAAAAAAGUAGCGCCAAAGGAUUGCCACCCAGUGGCCAAAAUACUGCCUCCAAAUUUGUCGGUAGAAGAGUUUGGGCCAAAGUUGCAGUAUCACAUUCGAAUGGCUUUUGCAGCAUCCGAAACUGCAAACAUGAUUCUCUCCAUCCGAACCAUGCUUGCAUUCAAUGUAAAUGCGGAGUCCACAAUUUGUGUGUACAGGAAAGUAUGUUGAUGUCAAUUAGCAAGGAAGACGGUCACUGGUACUGUUCCAAGGAAUGCGGCGGAAGCGACGUUGCAACACACGAUGUGGGAGUUCGACAAGUAGCAACACCAACUACAACUACAACUACAACACCAACUACAACUACAACAGCAGUUGCAGCAACUACAACAACAACUACAACACCAAGAAGUACUGACGGAGCUAAAAUUCAAGAAGAGAAUUUACUAGCAGCCGAAUUCGAAGACUGUGUAGUUGAUCCUGUUGCAAGAAACCAAUAUACCAAGAAAAAGAUCGACCUUACCAGACUUCGGUCCAUUGCAGGAUAUACAGUGAGAGAUACUUCUGUUGACCUAAUGCGGAGAUUUGUGUGCAGAAAGCUGACUGCUAAACAAGGCACUGGUCGAAUGGGGAAAGGAGCUCUUUGUGACUUGAUUGCUACCAAAAUAGAAGAUCAUCAAAUUGCAAAAGCAAAUGGAACUCUGGACACUCGAACGAAGAAAAAGACGGCCGCAAUCAAAAUCGUGAAAAAGUGGUGUGCCAAACGGCUUGUCAAUGUAAUCGUGUCAAACAAAAUGCGCAACCAACUUCACCGUCGAAACGAAUCUAUUACAAGAGAAGAGGGAAUCAUCUGA